Messenger RNA from Thlaspi arvense, 510 nucleotides. The record is from the annotation of a GenBank genome assembly. NCBI's taxonomy places the organism in Eukaryota, Viridiplantae, Streptophyta, Magnoliopsida, Brassicales, Brassicaceae.
UUUUCCACUUUCCGAAUCCGUAAAGCCAUCCUCGAUUUCGUUUUGCUGCCGCCAAUUUUGAAAACGAUUCUUCUGUCCCCUGCAGAGUCAAUGGCGGAUACGCCUUCGAGCCCGGCCGGAGAUGGCGGAGAAAGCGGCGGCUCGGUUAGGGAGCAGGACCGGUACCUUCCUAUAGCGAACAUCAGCAGGAUCAUGAAGAAGGCGUUGCCUCCCAACGGGAAGAUCGGCAAAGACGCUAAGGACACUGUCCAGGAAUGCGUCUCUGAGUUCAUCAGCUUCAUCACCAGCGAGGCCAGUGAUAAGUGCCAGAAAGAGAAACGGAAAACUGUGAAUGGUGAGGAUUUGUUGUGGGCAAUGGCAACGUUAGGGUUUGAGGAUUAUCUGGAACCCUUAAAGAUAUACCUAGCGAGGUACAGAGAGGGUGAUAAUAAGGGCUCAGGGAAGAGCGGAGAUGGGUCUAAUAGAGAUGCUGGUGGGGGUGUUUCCGGUGAAGACAUGCCGAGCUGGUGA